CCAACAAAGGUUAGCAAAACCUGCAAGAAGAAAAUCGUGCCUGACAGUAAAAGAGUCACCAAAGCAAAAGACAUCAGUGCCAAGCCAAGGAGAGAGAAGACCCCGAUCCUCUGUGCAGGAUGUACUAACGUGUUCGAGGAUGAAGACGUCCUAAAAGAACAUAUUGAGAAAGAGCACCCUGAUAAGGAAGAGCAGGGAAGGAAGAGACCCAGGAGGUCUACUGUCAAGAGCCAUUUCUGCCAAAUCUGUCAGGACAGCUUUGCCAAGAACAGUGAGCUGCUAUUUCACGGCAGCACCUGCCAUGCAGGACAGCUGAAACGCACAGAACCUAACUCUACAAGAUCUCACACUUGGCAGGAGAGUGACGAUGAAAGCGGCGAAUGGAACGACAACGAGGAAAGCAUGAGCGAUGAAGAACCUGCAGUCGCAACAAAGAGAAGGAAACAGAAUGGGGGGGCCAAAAAGAGGAAGAAGAGGGCAAAAAAAGAUAUAGAGUACAAUCUUGAACACGCAGAGCAAAUGUGGUGCGUGUACUGUGACGCGACAUUCAGCUCUCCAUGUAAUGGCAAGCAACACAGUAGAGUUGCCCAUGGCUUGAUGUCAGGGGUAGAAAGAAAGUUCAAAGCAAAAGACACUUCAGCCUGCCAACAUUGCAGUGCUCCCUUCUGCUCUCCGAUAAAGCUGAAAGCACACAUUUUAUCCCUGCACGGCCCAAACAAGAAGCCUUACAAGUGUGAUACCUGUCAGACAGAGUUUUCACUGGUGCGAAAUCUGCAGGAUCACCUAAAGCAGGCUGGAAGUACAUGUAAGCUACAUUGUCAGGAUUGUGAUGAAACCUUUACCAAUCUGGCUACAGCCAGGGUACACGAGCAGCUACUCCAUCCACCGACCAGUCAACAGACAGUGAACUCUCCUAAUGGCAAGAAGGCUCCAAGGCAGGAAGAUUUGGAUGCUGCUCUGCGAUGGUGCAAGUACUGUGAUCUAGCCUAUCAGUCAAGCGUGGCAUUAAAGGCACAUAUGACAAAGUAUCAUGGAGCCUAUAGUUUGGAUAGUGAAGCAUUCACGGGAGUUUUAGAACACUGUCGUCUCUGUAACGCACCAUUCACCUUCCGUAGAACACUUCGGUCCCACCUACAGGAAGUGCACAAGGUCUUCCCAGACUUUGCACUACAGAAGAGCUCCACCAUUUCCCCAGUCCACGAAUGUGAGAGGUGUUGCCAGAAGUUCCCGGGGCCGGCACAGUUGCAACUUCACCUGGAAGAAAGAAUGGGAGAAUGCACAGUGAGCUGCCAACAAUGCGGGAAGUCUUUCUGCAGUCUCCCCAGUCUCCGCUUACAUGAAGCCCACAAACACUCCAUGGUGAAAUGUAACCUUUGCCGGAAGAGUUUUGUCAAUGUGCAAUCUCUGGGCAGGCAUAUAAAGAAGGUCCAUCAAAAUGGUCAGGAGACAAAGUCAGAUUCUCCAGAAUGGUGCCAGUACUGUGAUAUCAGUUUUGCAGAGAAGAAAAGCUUCAAUAGGCAUAUGAAAGUGUACCACGGGGCCGGUCACCCCAACAGGAUCAAUGCUGGGAAUGAUCUUAAGCUUUGCAGUCAGUGUGAUGCCCCCUUCACCAGUACGAAAUCCAUGCUAAAGCAUGUACAAGACAUCCAUGGGGUGUACACAGACACUGGUACAUCAAUUCCUCCAAAUGCUUCUAAAACGCACAAGUGUCCGACCUGUUCGAAGGUCCUUCCGGGUCCACAGCAACUUCAGGCUCAUCUUACAGAGAGAAAUGGGCAGUGUAAGAUGACGUGUGAGGUGUGCGGGCAAACGUUCGACAGCCUUUCCAUGUUCCGGUCGCACGAGAACAACAUGCACCAUUCGGUGAAGAAGUGUAAGUUGUGUGAGGCCACAUUCAAGAACACGAGUGGGCUUGGGAGACACAUGAGGAAUACUCACAGCUCUGAGAGCAAUGCCAUGAUGACCUCCAGCCAGAGAUGGUGUCCCUACUGCGAUCAAACAUUCGUCUACUCUAACAACUUCUCCACGCAUAUGAGGGAAUUUCAUUAUCCCUCUGGGUAUUCAUUAUCAUCCAACGAGCCGGCAGGUGUCACAGAUGACCUGCCACACUGUGAGGUCUGCGAUGCUCCAUUCUCUACACGUAGGCUCCUGAAACGACACGUACUCAAAGCACACGAGCUGCCUGCAUUUACCAAAGGGCAGACACAGGCGACGCAUCAGUGUGAGACAUGCUGUCAGACGUUUCGCGGCCCCCAACACCUGGACAACCACUUGCGUAGCGGCCAAGGCAAGUGCCGAGCGACCUGUCCAUGGUGUCAUGAAGCCUUUUAUCGUCUUGCCAGUGUACGGGUACACGAGGUGAGAUGCAGUAAGAGAAUCCAGGAGGAACCAGAAGGACAACAAAGCAGUGCAUCACAUAAAGACACUCCUGCCUUCAAAGACACUGAGUCCAUUGUCCUUGCCACAUUGGAGCAGCAAUGGUGUAGUCACUGUGACUUGAUACUGUCUGCAGAGAGCGCUUUGUCUAAGCACAUGACAGAAUUUCAUGGGGAAGGAUCUGCACCGGAAGCAGGCUUGGUUUACUGUAAGACAUGUAACUCUCCAUUCACAGACGAAGCCAAACUUCUCUCACAUUCUCAGAAGCUACACAAUGUUAGCCCAUACGUGCACAUCCAUUGCUGACUUGACCAGCCACACACCUUCAUCCAUACAAUGUGGGUCCUGUCAGAAGUGUUUCAGCUCUGUACAGGGAUUAGAGGAGCAUCUAAUGGCCAGGAAUCAUGCAUGCCUUGUAGACUGCAAAACUUGUGGGCUGCAAUUUAGCAGCAUAUGGAGGCUUCGUUGGCACGAAUACAGAACACACGCAAAACACU
This is a messenger RNA of Branchiostoma belcheri (Belcher's lancelet), 2873 nucleotides long. RefSeq names its product PR domain zinc finger protein 5-like. NCBI's taxonomy places the organism in Eukaryota, Metazoa, Chordata, Leptocardii, Amphioxiformes, Branchiostomatidae. Gene Ontology annotation, molecular function: DNA-binding transcription factor activity, RNA polymerase II-specific; RNA polymerase II transcription regulatory region sequence-specific DNA binding. Gene Ontology annotation, cellular component: nucleus. Gene Ontology annotation, biological process: regulation of transcription by RNA polymerase II. The record is from RefSeq and is a predicted model, not a curated record. The transcript has a single exon. The coding region runs from base 403 to 2682 and encodes 759 amino acids.